Drosophila nasuta is the source of this 1188-nucleotide messenger RNA. It is a transcript of the gene Cpr92A, whose product is annotated as Cuticular protein 92A. The coding region runs from base 124 to 840 and encodes 238 amino acids. NCBI's taxonomy places the organism in Eukaryota, Metazoa, Arthropoda, Insecta, Diptera, Drosophilidae. The transcript is spliced from 3 exons. Gene Ontology annotation, cellular component: extracellular matrix. The record is from RefSeq and is a predicted model, not a curated record.
GUUGUUUCUUCUUCCAGAGCGUUUGUUUCGUCGUUGUGCUGCUGCUGCAAUCCUGUACAUUACAUUUGGCCAUAUACCAAUUGGCCCAAAAAGGAUUGACGAGGACAAUUCAAGCACAAUUCGAUGCUGAAGCUACUGUUGCUGAGCGCUUCGCUGGGCUUUGCCUACGCUGGCGUUAUUGGACCCGGACCCUACUAUGGUGGACCAGCUAGACCCUUGCAUGGACCCUACGCAGCCUAUGGGCCACAUCAUGGACCACUGCCUGGUCCCUACGUGGCUCCAGCCCCCGCUCCCAAGCCCGCUGCUCCAGAGCCAUAUGAUGCCGAUCCCAAGUACUCCUUUGGCUAUGACAUCCAGGAUGGCUACACUGGCGAUCUGAAGAGUCAACACGAGACGCGCCACGGCGAUGUGGUCAAGGGCAGCUACUCGGUGGUCGAUCCCGAUGGCACCAAGCGUACCGUUGACUACACUGCUGAUCCACAUCAUGGCUUCAAUGCCGUGGUGCGCAAGGAGCCGCUCGCCUACAAGCCAGCAGCACCUGCUCCACAUGCCCUGGUGCCCGGACCGCCGCCUGCUCCUCCAUUGCCGGCUGUGCCUAAGCCUGCUCUGCCCCUGCUCUCGUAUCCUUACGCUCUGGGUCCUCUACAUCGUGCUGCACCCGCUCCAGCUCCUGCUCCCGCUCCAGCACCUGCACCAGCUCCGGUUCCCGUUGCUCCCGCUCAUCUGCCCACCGCUCACUUCCAUGCCGCUUACCCCGCACUCGCUCACAGUCCCUACGCACACUAUCCCGCUGCUCUGCCCGCUCCUGCUGCUGAUCCUCAUGCCUACUAUCAUCACUGAGACCGAGCGAAGUUUGGCGGUUAAAAGACGAUCUUCAAACUGUUCUCUAUCAUCUAUUUGCCUUGAUUCUCUUUCUCGCUUACUCUAUCAUUCUCUGUCUCUGUUCGACACGAAAAUCUGUUCUGCAAAUGGUCUAGUAUCUCCAUCUCCAUUAUUGUGUUCUUCAUUGAAUGUUUGUAAUCCACUCAUAAAUAUACACAAUGUUCACAUUACGCGGGCUUAAUCCAUAAGUUCUACUUAACCUUACUUUACAUAUAUAUCCAUAUAUUUGAUAUGUAUAUGUAUGCAUGUGUUGUAUUAUUCUUCAAGUAUAAGCUCAAAUUUCGAAACUUAGGUUAAUAAACUCGA